Calidris pugnax (ruff) is the source of this 885-nucleotide messenger RNA. Its product is annotated as interferon lambda-3-like. The record is from RefSeq and is a predicted model, not a curated record. The transcript is spliced from 5 exons. Gene Ontology annotation, molecular function: cytokine activity. Lineage: Eukaryota; Metazoa; Chordata; Aves; Charadriiformes; Scolopacidae. Bases 290 to 850 code for a protein of 186 amino acids. Gene Ontology annotation, biological process: cell surface receptor signaling pathway via JAK-STAT; positive regulation of immune response; defense response to virus.
UUCCUGUCUCCCGAACCGGCAAGGUCUGCGGGGUUUCCUGCCAAGCUGAAAGCGCAAUGGAGGCGGGCAGGAGGUAUAAAAAGCCGGGGAGAUGGGGCAGCAAGAUCAGAACAAGCAAAGCAAAGGAGUUGAAAAAGGAUCCCCGAGAAGAAGCCACCAGCCCCACGGAAGAAGGAGCCACCCGCCAUCCAGACCGACAUCAGGGAUUUAGGAGAUCCGUCCCGGAGCGCUCCCGUUCAUCCUCUCAUCCCGUCGAAAAGGACUUGAUCUUGAGCUCUCGUCGGACAAAAUGCUGCGGCGCGGCUUCGUCCUGCUGUUUGCCUGGCUGUCGGCGGCCAACUUUGGGGCUGCCUUCCCCCAGGACGCCCUGAAGAAGGGCUGCAGUCUGUUCAAGUACCGUUUCCUUGAGCCCCAGGAGAUGAAGGCCAUGAUGAAGAUGAAGGAGCACUUUGAGGGCAUCCCGCUGCCAUCAGACCACAGAUGCAACAUCAGGCUCUUCCAUCGGAAAUGGGAGUCAGAGGAGCUAUCGGUGCCCGACAGAAUGAUGCUGGUGAAAGCCGAGCUGGAUCUCAUCACCGACAUGCUGGAGCUCCUCGACGACCACAGCUUCACCGAGACCCACCAGAGGCCCCUGGCCUUGCUCACCCAAGCCCAGGAGGACCUGCGAGUCUGUAUGGCCACGGAGGCUCCUUCGCAUCAGCCCUCCAAGAAGCUGAGACACUGGCUGCAGAAGCUGCAGAUAGCCAAGAAAACGGAGACCACGAGCUGCCUGACGUCCUCUGCCAUCUUCCACCUCUUCCAAGUGUUGGAUGACCUGCGGUGCGCAGCCGGACAGGAGCCAUGCGCUUAGUCCCCGCCGGCAGCGUGGCUGGCAUGGCACGACAC